This is a messenger RNA of Sarcophilus harrisii (Tasmanian devil), 4403 nucleotides long. RefSeq names its product queuine tRNA-ribosyltransferase catalytic subunit 1 (gene QTRT1). Gene Ontology annotation, cellular component: cytosol. Gene Ontology annotation, molecular function: tRNA-guanosine(34) queuine transglycosylase activity. The transcript is spliced from 10 exons. The record is from RefSeq and is a predicted model, not a curated record. Lineage: Eukaryota; Metazoa; Chordata; Mammalia; Dasyuromorphia; Dasyuridae. Bases 1210 to 2469 code for a protein of 419 amino acids.
UUCUUUGCUCUUAUUUGUUAAAGCUUAGAUUCCUCGAAACAGCGAUCUCUUCAUGAUUUAGAAGGGCUCCCUGAGAAAAUGAGCGUCCUCUGCUGGAGGGAAUCGAGAUUUCCUGCCAACGCUGUUUAAUUAGCAAAGAAGACCCAAAAUUUUCAAAUUAGAACGGAUAAAGAUAAAGCUUGAUCUAGUUCAAUUCAUACCUGAACAAGGGUCCCUGACUUUUUGGGAGGUGGUUAUUUCCCACCCCGCUGCACAGCUUUAGACAUCAUGUCCUCAGCAACCCAAUCCUACAAGAUCUAUUUCCUACUUUAGUACCCGGCCCUCUGCACUUGGGAUCCCUCUGAACGGAAGGUGGGGAUGGAGAGCUCCUCCCCAAACUUCCAUAGAGGGUUCCCGAGAUAUCAAAUCAUAAUUUCCAACCCAGCUGCUUUCCUUUGGUCACCUUUCCUUCCACAACUUUAAACCCACCCCUUUUUAAUCUUCAUUUUCCUUUUUUUUGUAUGUUGUUUCUCUCUUCCCCCUUAAAGACUGUAAACUCCUUGAAGGCAAAUCUUUUUUCGUAUCUGUAUCCCCAGCGAUCAGCACAUUACACGGUUAAUAAGUAUCAACUGACUGGCUAUCCAGUCUUUGGCUAAAAACAAUAGUGAAAAGUAACAUCAAUUGCAAGGACAAUCCAUCGUUCGCUUUUAGUUAAAUAUGUGUAAUCAGUUUGUGCAUGCCCUAUGCCACAUACUAGAAACACAUCUAUGAAUGCUUUUUUUACCUAAGGAUCCUCUGAUUGGCUUCUAACGAUCAUAUUCUUCACACUUCUGCCUUUUCUAAGUAGGCCUUCCUGGGAAUAGUUUGGCAUGGCAAAAAAAAAAAAAACUACAAUUCCCAGCACAACGCACGUCGGUGACGCAACGGAGCUCUGUAAAACGGACAAGUCCUAGCGGGCUAGCGGGCUUCCCCCAUUUGACCCAUAAUAGGACUCGUAGGAAGGGAGGAGUCGGAGAAGAAAUUACGAUCACGUAAUUUUCAGAAUUCAAACACUGACGUUCCAAUCAGUUCACACGAGUAGUUUGUCGGUUCUAGUUCUAGGGUUUCAAAAGAAAAAAAAAAAAAAAAAACUUUAAAAAUGCGGGCCUACCUGCAAAUCCCCGGAAACCCGUUGCCAUGGUUCUGGGACGCCUUCCGCCAGCUACGGCUGCCACGUGACCAAAUGGGAAUAUGGCGGCCCCUACGGAUCCCCAGUCCACGAGGUGUCCAGAACGGAUGACAGCGUUAGCUGCUGCUGCCGCCGGCGGGCCUCGGGCCCCGGCAGCCUUGGCCCUGCGGGUGGUGGCCGAGUGCGGCCGCAGCAAGGCGCGGGCGUGCGAGCUGCGCCUGCCGCACGGCACCGUGGCCACGCCGGUAUUCAUGCCCGUGGGGACUCAGGGAACCAUGAAGGGAGUCACGGCCGCGCAGCUGGACGGCCUGGGCUGCCGCAUCUGUCUGGGCAACACCUACCACCUGGGCACGAGGCCGCUCAUACAGAAGGCAGGGGGCUGCAUUGGCUUAUUGAACGUCAAUAGGGAGUAUCAUUCACAGGACAGUGGUGGCUUCCAAAUGGUGUCUCUGCUGGCUCUGUCCGAAGUGACAGAGGAAGGAGUGCGAUUCCAUUCCCCAUAUGAUGGUGCCGAGAUCCUGCUGAGCCCAGAGAAGUCUGUGGAGAUUCAGAAUGCUCUGGGUUCAGACAUCAUGAUGCAGCUGGAUGAUGUGGUCAGCAGUACUCUGACCGGCUCUCGGGUGGAGGAAGCCAUGCACAGGUCCAUCCGCUGGCUAGACCGGUGUAUCUCAGCCAACCGACGGCCUGACCAACAAAACCUAUUUGCCAUCAUUCAGGGUGGGCUGGAUCCUGUUUUACGGAGCAAAUGCCUUGAAGAGAUGACCAAGAGGGACGUUCCAGGCUUUGCCAUCGGGGGAUUGAGUGGGGGCGAGAGUAAGGAGCAGUUCUGGAAGAUGGUGACCCUGAGCACAGACCACCUGCCUCGGGAGAAGCCGCGCUACCUUAUGGGUGUUGGCUACGCUACCGACUUGGUGGUCUGCGUUGCCCUGGGCUGUGACAUGUUUGACUGUGUCUUCCCCACACGCACAGCGCGCUUUGGGUCUGCCCUUGUCCCCACGGGAAACCUCCAGCUGAAGAAAAAGCAAUUUGCAAAGGAUUUCCGACCCAUUGAUGAGGCGUGUAUGUGCCCCACCUGUCAGAGGCACACAAGGGCCUUCCUCCAUGUUUUACUGCAUAGCAACAAUACAGCUGCCUUGCAUCAUGUCACUGUGCACAACAUCGCCUACCAGCUGCGGCUGAUGGAUGCUAUCCGGACCAGCAUUGUGGAACACCGCUUCCCAGACUUUGUUCGGGACUUCAUGAAGACCAUGUAUGGAGAUGUGGGGCGCUGCCCAGGCUGGGCCGUGGAGGCCCUGCAGUCAGUGGGCAUCCCUUUAAGCUGACUUGUCUAUCCCAGUCCCCAAGCAGGGCUGUGCUCCUGAUCUGGGCCUGGGGUUGGGAACCUCUAGGGAUAGGAGCAUUGUCUCCAGCAGUUAAAUGCAUGGAAAGCUUUGUGUGUUGGCCCAGGCCCCAGAGUAAAGAUUGAGUUUUCUUUUUUUAUAACAUGUCUGUGUUUGUGCAUGUUUCUUUGUCUCCCCCUCCUCUCCAAAGGGAAGUAGAUCUAGUUUUAUCCUACCCACCCCCCACCCCCAGUUUGACAUGACUUCACAUGUACAAUAUUGCUUGCCUUUCUAGUGGAUGGGGAAGGGCGGGGAGAGAGAAUUGGAACUCAAAAACUUAACAAAGGGGAACCGGGGAAAUGCUCUAAAUAAAUAAAUGGGGAGGGGAAGAAAAUAGAAGGGAGAGUGGAGGAGUUGAAAUGAAGGGUUGGCUUUGACAAAGUUAAGGCCUUGCGCCCUGAAGGAACAAGCGGAGGCUGGGGCCGACCAGUGCAGGUUGCUGGCAUCCCCUGCCUCCAUUGUUCCAAGAACCUGCUGUUGUGGGGAAUGGGACGGAGUCGAGGAGAGAUGCUCAGGCGGUUUGCAGAGCAGCUUCGGGAGAUUGGACAGUAUGAUCCUCCAACACAAAGCACUUUCAGUGGAGGUGGAUAGAUUGUGGGGGUAACCCAGGCUGUAGUACACACUCCCAGGGUAGGAAUAAUGAUUCGUGACAUUUUCAGGUUUGCAAGCACUUUACAAAAUAACUCAUUUGAUCCUCACGACCACCCUGGCAGCUGGUAGGUGCUAUCAUUCCCAUUUUAAAGUUGAGGAAAUUGGUGGAGUGACUUCCCUGAAGACCCACAGCUAAAAAGGGUAAGAAGCAGGAUUUGAAUGUAGGUCUUCCUGGUUCUAUGUCUAGUGCUCUCUCCACUGUGCUAUGUAGGACAGUGAGGUGAGGGACCCAAAUGUAUUAAAGUAUUUUAUGGCAUAGUGUACAUGUUUAUAGAGGGGCUAAUUUUGCCAUUAGGUCCUGUCCUGGUCACAUUGUGUCUAGAAAUAGACUGCCUUUGUUAGCAGAUGCUACAUUUCAGAAGUCUUAGCAAGCAACAGUUAAGUGCCAGGAAUUGUGCUAAGCACUGGGAUGCAUAGAAAGGCAAAAACACAAUUUCCAGUCUCUGUGCUAGUGGGGAGGUGACGCAGGGUGUUCAUACAACAUGGUGUUUGCAAAUGGGAGGUAAUUUUACAGAGAAGAUACUAGAAGCAAAGAUUUAAGCUGAGUCUUCAGGGAAAUUCAGAGGCAGAGUUGAAUAGGGAGAGGUUUCUAGGCAUGAACUAGUGAACAGGCAUGGUAUUGAGAAGCAUGUAAGGAACAGCAAGAAGACCAGUGUUACUGAAUUGAAAAAUACAUGGAGGGGAGUAAAGAAUACUAGAAAAAAUAGGCAAAUUGAUAAGCUUUCAUUAAGGGCCUAUGUGCUCGGUAAUGUGCUGAGUACUUGGGAUACAAAGAUAAGUUAAAAAAAUAAACCCAAAUAACUCCAUGCUGUAAUGAGGUAGGUAUAAAUAUAUAAAGAUGCAUACAUAAUAAAGGAAAUAGAUAAUCGUAGAGGGAAGGCCUAGCAUUAAUAGGACCUGGGAAAGACCUUAACUUAAAAAGGUCAAGGCCUUCCACUGCAUCCAGGGCCAUCUCCAGUCAUCCUGCUCUAUAGCUUGCCUCUGGACCCGGAUGUGAGACUGGUUGCUUUACAUGACUCUUAUUUAAAUCAAAUUCACUUGCAAGUCAUGGCAUUGCUUUUAUGAUAACAUGGUCCUCUUCAACAAACAAUGAUCAUUAAGGGUGAUUGAUUGGGAAAAGAUUUUUCACAAGUUGAGAUUUUUAGUGGGAACCUAAAAAGCCAGGAGGUGGAAAAAAAAAUACAUAGUUUGGGCAACAACAAAUUUCACAAUUUGGACUGUUUUAA